AUGUCGAAGCACGGCUUCCUUCUCACGGACGAUGCUGUCGCCGAGAGGCUUAUAAGCGAAGCCAACGAUGACUCCAGGAGAGCAAGGCCCGAGAACAAGCCCAAGCCCAACACGAGGUUCCUGCGCAACAUCAUUCGCACGACCGAGAACCACAACGCGGCGCUUCUGGCCAAGGAGGCCGCCGAGUCUCGGGCCCGGCUCCAGGAGCUGCGCGAGACCGAGCUGCGGCUGCGUGAGCGCCGACGCCACCGACCAGAGCCCCACGAGGUGCGUCGGCGGCAGAUGCGCGACAUCUCGGCGAUUCUCCAUGGCGGCGGUUGCGGGAGCAACAAGGCUAGGAGGAGGGCGUCGUCUUCUCAUGGCCGUGGCCGUGAAAGGGACCACGGGCGGGAGAGACGCCGAUCAUGCUCGCCAGAUGGUGGUGGCCAAGGACAUGGCCGUCGGUACAGAAGAGAGCGCUCUCCUUUGGGGGGGGAUGAUGGCGAAAUACACGACCGUCGACACGGAAGAGAGCGCUCUCCUUUGGGGGGUGAUGAUGACGAUGGCGAAACACACGACCGUCGACAAGGGCUCCCGCCGUCAUUGCUAGCUCGUGGACUCGGUUCCCUCCCGCCGUCAUUGCCGGCUCGUGGACGAGGAAAUACAGCACCCGCGUCCGGCAUAGAUGCCCGCUUCUCGGAAUCGUAUGAUCCCACGUCCGACAAGGGAGGAGGGUGGGAUGAUAUGGCCGAGGCAUUUAGGGAUCGGCAAAAGUGGAAGGCACAGGGUGCCGAGAGACUCCGUGCCGCUGGCUUCACCGAGACGCAGAUUCAAAAGUGGGAGCGAGGAGCCGGCACCGGGCGAGGUGAUGGCGGGGAUGCCCAUGCGGACGACUUUUGCUGGUCCAAGAAGGGGGAGUUGAGACAAUGGGACCGUGGAAAAACAGUCAACCCCGACGGGUCCGUAUCGACGGGCCCUGACUGGGCCAAGUAG
Molecule: messenger RNA, 972 nt
Organism: Gaeumannomyces tritici R3-111a-1
Lineage: Eukaryota; Fungi; Ascomycota; Sordariomycetes; Magnaporthales; Magnaporthaceae
Exons: 2
Coding region: 1-972 (323 amino acids)
Source: RefSeq, a predicted model, not a curated record